AUGGAAAAGUCAUGGAUGCUGUGGAACAUUGUUGAAAGAUGGUUAAUAGCAUUAGCAUCAUGGUCUUGGGCUCUCUGUCGUAUUUCUCUUCUACCUUUAAUAGUGACAUUUCAUCUGUAUGGAGGCAUUAUAUUACUUUUGUUAAUAUUUGUAUCAAUAGCUGGUAUUCUGUAUAAAUUCCAGGAUGUAUUGCUUUAUUUUCCAGAACAGCCAUCUUCUUCACGCCUUUAUGUUCCCAUGCCCACUGGUAUUCCACAUGAAAAUAUUUUCAUCAGAACCAAAGAUGGAGUCUGUCUAAAUCUUAUUUUGAUAAGAUACACUGGAGACAAUUCACCCUAUCCCCCAACUAUAAUUUAUUUUCAUGGGAAUGCAGGGAACAUAGGUCAUAGGUUACCAAAUGCAUUGCUUAUGUUGGUUAACCUCAAAGUUAAUCUUUUGCUGGUUGAUUAUCGAGGAUAUGGAAAAAGUGAAGGUGAAGCAAGUGAAGAAGGACUCUACUUAGAUUCUGAAGCUGUGCUCGACUAUGUGAUGACUAGACCUGACCUCGAUAAAACAAAAAUUUUCCUCUUUGGUCGUUCCUUGGGAGGAGCAGUGGCUAUUCAUUUGGCUUCUGAAAAUUCACACAGGAUUUCAGCCAUAAUGGUGGAGAACACAUUUUUAAGCAUACCACAUAUGGCCAGCACUUUAUUUUCAUUCUUUCCAAUGCGCUAUCUUCCUUUGUGGUGCUACAAAAAUAAAUUUUUGUCCUACAGAAAAAUCUCUCAGUGCAGAAUGCCUUCUCUUUUCAUUUCUGGACUCUCUGACCAAUUAAUUCCACCAGUAAUGAUGAAGCAACUUUAUGAACUUUCCCCAUCUCGGACUAAAAGAUUAGCCAUUUUUCCGGAUGGAACUCAUAAUGAUACCUGGCAGUGCCAAGGCUAUUUCACCGCACUUGAACAGUUCAUCAAAGAAGUAAUAAAGAGUCAUUCUCCAGAAGAAAUGACAAAAACAUCAUCUAAUGUAACGAUAAUAUAA
Elephantulus edwardii (Cape elephant shrew) is the source of this 1014-nucleotide messenger RNA. RefSeq names its product abhydrolase domain containing 13 (gene ABHD13). Gene Ontology annotation, cellular component: membrane. The transcript has a single exon. NCBI's taxonomy places the organism in Eukaryota, Metazoa, Chordata, Mammalia, Macroscelidea, Macroscelididae. Bases 1 to 1014 code for a protein of 337 amino acids. The record is from RefSeq and is a predicted model, not a curated record. Gene Ontology annotation, molecular function: palmitoyl-(protein) hydrolase activity.